Messenger RNA from Ostrinia nubilalis (European corn borer), 1059 nucleotides. RefSeq names its product zinc finger MYM-type protein 1-like. NCBI's taxonomy places the organism in Eukaryota, Metazoa, Arthropoda, Insecta, Lepidoptera, Crambidae. The record is from RefSeq and is a predicted model, not a curated record. Bases 1 to 1059 code for a protein of 352 amino acids. The transcript has 2 exons.
AUGGAUAUACGGGCUUUCUUUGGAAAAAAACGAAGACUUGAGGAGCAAAUUGACCACGAAAAACCUAACUGUUCAAAACAGGUGGAAGCACCAAAUACAAUCGCUACUCCUAGUUCCGUAGCAACAGGUAACGUUAGCUAUGGUAUUCCGUCUGAUAUUGCACAAAUCGGAGAACCAAUAGAACAAGUUGUUUUAGACACAUAUCCAAAACAACACAACAGGGCCUUUGUUUCCGAUUGGUUCAAGCGUUAUAAAUGGUUGCAGUAUUCUGUCGAGAAAGAUGCUGCUUUUUGCUAUCCAUGCCAGCAAUUUUUACCUCAUGGAAGCAAACAGACUUCGUACACUUCCACAGGAUUUAGAAACUGGAAAAAUGCCACUGAUUCUAAAACUGGUUUUCCAAAACAUGAAAAAUCAAUUUCUCAUAUUCAAGCUAUGUCGAUGUGGCAGGAGAAAUUACAAAGAAUAUCUACAUCUAGCAGUGUUGAAACGUUAAUAAAUCAAAAAGUAUUAGAAAAAUAUAGGUAUUAUGUAAAGUCUAUCAUGGAAGUAAUACAAUUUCUAAUUGUCAACGAAUUAGCUUUGCGUGGAAAUUAUAUUUUGGAAGAAGAAAAAGAACAAGGAUUAUUUCAGAAUUUAUUUGAAUACACAUGUAUGAAAGAUCCAAAUUUGAACGAGGUUCUCACUCAUAUACCACAAAACGCAACAUAUCGUUCACCCGAAAUUCAAAAUCAAAUAAUUCAAGCAAUGGUUCAAGCGGUACGAAGUUCCAUUGUCAAAGAUAUUAAUGAAUCUGACGUGAAAUGGUUUACUCUAAUGGAAGAUGGGACGAGAGAUAAAAAUAACCGCGAAAAUAUUGCAUUAGCAAUACGCUACGUCAAGGAUGGUGUCGUCAAUGAGUCGUUGCUGAUGGUUAAGACUACUGAAAAUCUUGAUGCAGCCACUUUCACGGAAUUAACGUUAAAUACUCUCACGGAAAAUAACAUUGACCCCUCUUGUAUGCUUAGCCAAUGCUAUGAUGGCGCAAGUACGCAGCUUUGCAAGCCCGAAGCGCAGGAUUAA